GCGCCCUGGCGCCGGGGGCGGGCUCGCUGCGCGUGCCGGGCGGGGAGGCGGCGCGAGCCGGGAGCCGGGAACCUUCGCCGCGAGGGCGGCUCGGGGCCUGAGCGGGAGCCGCCGCUGCUUCAACGCGGGGCCGGGCCAGAGACCUUCUCGACGCCCCCGGGUCCGGCGGAAAGUGAGCAAGGAUGAUUGAGGAAAGUGGAAACAAGCGGAAGACCAUGGCAGAGAAGAGGCAGCUGUUCAUAGAAAUGCGUGCUCAGAAUUUUGAUGUCAUACGACUAUCAACAUACAGAACAGCUUGCAAAUUACGAUUUGUACAAAAACGAUGCAACCUUCAUCUUGUUGAUAUCUGGAACAUGAUUGAAGCCUUCCGAGACAAUGGCCUUAACACGCUGGACCAUACCACUGAGAUCAGUGUGUCCCGCCUGGAAACUGUCAUCUCAUCCAUCUACUAUCAGUUGAACAAGCGCCUUCCUUCUACUCACCAAAUCAGCGUGGAACAGUCUAUCAGCCUCCUCCUCAACUUUAUGAUUGCUGCAUAUGACAGUGAGGGCCGAGGCAAGCUGACGGUAUUUUCAGUUAAAGCUAUGUUAGCAACCAUGUGUGGUGGAAAAAUGCUGGACAAAUUGAGAUAUGUUUUCUCCCAGAUGUCAGAUUCCAAUGGCUUAAUGAUAUUUAGCAAGUUUGACCAGUUUCUGAAGGAAGUUCUGAAGCUCCCAACAGCUGUCUUUGAAGGGCCAUCUUUUGGUUACACAGAGCACUCAGUCCGCACCUGUUUUCCACAGCAGAAAAAGAUAAUGCUCAAUAUGUUUUUAGAUACAAUGAUGGCCGACCCUCCUCCCCAGUGCCUUGUCUGGCUACCUCUCAUGCACAGGCUUGCUCAUGUGGAGAAUGUCUUCCAUCCUGUGGAGUGCUCCUAUUGCCGGUGUGAGAGUAUGAUGGGUUUCCGGUACCGAUGCCAGCAGUGCCACAACUAUCAGCUCUGCCAGAAUUGCUUUUGGCGUGGCCAUGCCAGUGGCCCUCACAGCAACCAGCACCAGAUGAAGGAGCAUUCCUCUUGGAAAUCCCCUGCAAAGAAGCUGAGCCAUGCAAUUAGUAAAUCUUUGGGAUGUGUACCCACGAGGGAGCCCCCGCAUCCUGUUUUUCCUGAGCAACCAGAGAAACCACUUGACCUUGCACAUAUAGUUCCUCCUCGCCCUCUGACUAAUAUGAAUGACACUAUGGUUAGCCACAUGUCCUCUGGAGUGCCCACUCCCACCAAGAGGUUACAGUAUAGCCAGGACAUACCCAGUCACUUGGCCGAUGAGCAUGCGCUGAUAGCCUCCUAUGUGGCCCGUCUGCAGCACUGUGCACGUGUUCUGGAUAGUCCUAGCCGACUGGAUGAGGAACACCGGCUUAUAGCUCGCUAUGCUGCCCGGCUGGCUGCAGAAGCAGGAAAUGUGACUCGUCCUCCUACUGACUUGGGCUUUAACUUUGAUGCCAACAAACAACAAAGACAGCUUAUUGCAGAACUGGAAAACAAAAACAGAGAGAUCCUGCAGGAGAUUCAGCGUCUCCGCCUGGAACACGAGCAGGCCUCCCAGCCCACGCCUGAGAAGGCCCAGCAGAACCCCACGCUGCUGGCAGAGCUGCGGCUACUGAGGCAAAGGAAGGAUGAACUGGAACAGCGGAUGUCGGCACUGCAGGAGAGCCGGCGGGAGCUGAUGGUGCAGCUGGAAGGGCUGAUGAAGCUGCUGAAGGAGGAAGAACAAAAGCAGGCAGCUCAGGCCACAGGAUCCCCGCGAACAUCUCCCACUCACGGAGGCGGCCGUCCAAUGCCCAUGCCAGUGCGCUCCGCGUCGGCUGGCUCCACGCCCACCCACUGUCCGCAGGACACGCUGAGCGGAGUUGGGGGAGACGUGCAGGAGGCCUUUGCACAAGGUACGAGGAGGAACCUCCGCAAUGACCUGCUGGUGGCUGCAGACUCCAUCACCAACACCAUGUCAUCCCUGGUGAAGGAGCUCCAUUCAGGCUCAGAUUUCAGUCCAAGUCCGUGACCCGAGUCUGUUGCCUCCGCCACGCCUCGUCUUUGGUCUCACCUGUGACUUCUUUCUCAGCCUCUCCAUCACUCAGCCACUUCAGAGACUUCUCAGAGACCUUUACCUCAUGGCAUGUCACCUUACAUAAAACCAAGGAAAGAGAGAGAAAAUAAAAGGCCAUUCAUGUAUCAUCACAUCUCCAAGAAUCCCCGUGACUCCAUCAGUUACGUAGCUGCCAGAUAUUUACUAAUCAUUUCACAGUGGGGGGAUUUUCAUGUUGUGUAUUAAACAAAUGGCUUCCCUUCCUAAGCACUGUAGUAGUGCUUUUAAAUACCCUGACAUAGCUCAACAGGGUUAUUAAAUAAAUAUAUAAACCAGCUUUUCCAUGGAGCGCUAAAACACGUACUUAUUCAAACAUUCUUAGGAAAGAUGGAAGUUGGAGUUUUUGGGUUUUUUUUUUGAGACAUUCGUAGGAGAAAGCACAUGCCUUUAGGGGAGUUAUGGGACCAGUCAAGGUCUGGCUCACAGCUUUGCUCUCAAGUCUGCCUGUUUUCAUGUAGAAGGGAAUGAGUACAUGGCCUAAGUUGAUCUUUCCAAUUAAGAUGCUGAUUCUCUUGCCCAGGGAGCUUUAUUGUGCCAUUUCUCCAUUCUGGUAGUUUCUUAGCCCCCAUUUCCUAUAGCUCUCCACAGAUGACAGAAAUCCCACAUUAAGAGACUAUCUUAGGGGAUUUCCGGCCUAAUAAUGGAAAUUAACCACACUUGUGCCUUGGGGCCACUUAUUAGGGUUUAUGCACAGUAAGGGGCUCGUGAACUCAUCACUCCAGGCUGAAAGGACACUGGACUUCAUUAAACAUAAGCACAUAGAGACCAAGCAACUUCACAGAUUAAAAAGUUUAGGCAGCUCCCAUCGUAGUUCAGUGGGUAGGGCGCCGGCCACAUACACUGGAGCUGGCAGGUUCAAACCCAGCUGAGAACAUGCUGUCCAUCACGGGGGAAUCUCCAUCCUGUGGAGCCUGGGGCAUCUGUGGCCCCUUGCAUGGGCCCCUGGGAAAGCACCUUCAUCAGCAUCAGCUUUUCCUAAACAGCCACUUUGCGGUCAGUUUUAAGUUUGUCAUCAACUAUAACUGCUGGCUGGGGUUGUUUUUGGGUUUUUGUUUUUUUUUUUUUUUACAGAAACUAGUUUUAAUGUAGGUAUUCCCCCACUGUAUACUUUUACAGCUGCUUUCUUGAAACUGAAUACAAGAUAUUAGAUGUAUCCCUGGUACGUGUCAGCACCUCAGGGAAAAGAAGCAUAGAGUAGAGGCAGAUACGCCAUGCCCCCACCUGGUCCCCAGGGACAUCAGACUGUGCUGCUGCUUGUGGGCUCAGGGCUUAUGGCCCCUAUCCAACAUUGCUGGGGUGUGGACCACACAGGUGCAGGUUGGAUGAAUUUCAGCACCCCUGGAAGCCUGCAGCUUUAGCUGGGAUUUCAUCCCAGGCCUCAGAAGUUCCCCUCUUUCUAUGCUUGUGACACUGAAGGGUCACUGGCCUCAUUGGACUUGU
Molecule: messenger RNA, 3557 nt
Organism: Nycticebus coucang (slow loris)
Lineage: Eukaryota; Metazoa; Chordata; Mammalia; Primates; Lorisidae
Gene: DTNB
Product: dystrobrevin beta
Exons: 19
Coding region: 183-2033 (616 amino acids)
Biological process (GO): synaptic signaling
Cellular component (GO): synapse; plasma membrane
Molecular function (GO): zinc ion binding
Source: RefSeq, a predicted model, not a curated record